Messenger RNA from Penicillium canescens, 1914 nucleotides. Its product is annotated as WD40 repeat domain-containing protein. Gene Ontology annotation, molecular function: TBP-class protein binding; transcription coregulator activity. The coding region runs from base 1 to 1914 and encodes 637 amino acids. Gene Ontology annotation, biological process: regulation of transcription by RNA polymerase II; chromatin organization. Gene Ontology annotation, cellular component: SAGA complex. The transcript has 3 exons. The record is from RefSeq and is a predicted model, not a curated record. Lineage: Eukaryota; Fungi; Ascomycota; Eurotiomycetes; Eurotiales; Aspergillaceae.
AUGGCAUCUCUUGAAGAGGAGGAGGACCGUGAUAUGGGAGGCUCCCAAGACGGAAGUUCCGAUAAUGAGAACGAGAUUGACGAUACAAUGCGUGAUGUCGAUGAUGGCGAAGGAGACAACGAUCAAGACCAAGACCAAGACCAAGACCAAGAUGCGGACAGUCCCUCCAACACGAGCCAGGCCUCUGAGGGCGCUGGAAUUACCUCACAACAGAACACCGAUGGUGAUAGCUCAAGGCUAGAAGCAUUCUCUAUCUAUCACCCUAGCGUGCGCGCCGAGUGUCUCACUGCCAAAACGUACGAUGUCGUACCUACUACUGCUGCGCCGCAUGCCACCUCGAUCAAUGCCAUUACGGCUACCGCAGACAUGCGCUGGGUCUUCACCGGAGGGUCGGAUGGCUUUGUGCGGAAGUUCAACUGGGCAGAUUCGAUCAACAGCAAGCUCAUGCUGACUGUGGCGCAACGGCAUCCCUUCGUGGAUAGUGUCGUGAAAGCUGGAGUGCUGAUGACGUACUGGGAGAACAUGGAUGGGAGCCACUUGUCGCCGGUGUACUCCCUGGCUAGCCAGAGCGAAGGCUUAUGGCUGCUGACUGGGCUCGAGUCUGGUGCAAUUCGAUUGCAGACUUUGCGCCACGACGAGGGCAAGGAGAUUGCUCUUCUGCAACAACAUACCUCUGCGGUGUCCUCACUGAACUUGACAUCAGAUGAAGAAUCAUUGCUCUCUGGAAGCUGGGAUAAGCGGGUCUUCGACUGGGAUCUCAACACCGGACAGGCUAGACGGGCCUUUGGAGGCAGUGCUGGGCAAAUUUCUGCCAUGCAGAUCCGUCCGGAAUCAACUCUUCCAGUACCCAGGGACACUAUUGACCUCCACCAGACUAAUGGCACGUAUGCGUCCAAUUAUGCAGCAGUUGGGACAGAUAGUUUCAACUUUAUGGAUACCUCACAGGACGCCGGAGACGCAGGUCAAGCCGAAAACCCGCAGGCGGGUUCACCGGCGGACUCACUGUUUGGUGGAGCCGAUUCGUUAUUCGGCGAUGCGGAUGGAGGUGCAGCCGAUGGUGGCGCCCCAUCUGGGGGUGUAUUCGGGGUAGACGAGGACGAUGAAUUUGGCAGAGCCAUGGCCCACGGAGCUAUGGCAGAUGCAGAUGCGCCGGGUGAAAUUGACGACGAAGUGCCAGCACCUCCUAGCAUCGCAAAUGCUCAGACUGAACAAAGCAAAGUGGCAGGAAAAUCACCUUUGAAGCCAGAUCCUUCGAGUCAGCAGAUAGAUUCGAACGAUUCCAACAUCCCCACUGGAGCAGUACAGCCUGUUGUCAAUGGAAUUCCCAAGGCAGAGGAUCUCGAGACAUCUCAUGGUCAGGACUUCUCACAAAAUAUGCAAUCCGAGCAAGGCAUCCAGACAGAUAACACGUUCCUGGCUGCGUCCAUCGAUGGAACAAUCCGCAUAUGGGACCGCCGACAGCCCGAUCCAGUUGCUCGCAUAACCCCUCAAAACGUCCCUCCCUGGUGUAUGAACGCCUGCUGGUCCCCCGAUGGGAACUAUAUCUAUGCAGGACGACGAAAUGGCACUGUCGAGGAGUACAGUCUCCACAAGGGUCUCAGAAAUGCUGAACGGACAUUCAAAUUCCCCCAGGGAAGUGGACCAGUGACAGCACUUAAGGCCAUGCCGAAUGGGCGGCAUCUCGUCUGUGCCUCUCAUGAUAUCCUCCGUCUCUACGACCUACAAAACGACCAGAAUGAGCAGUCCCGCUCAGCUGUGCCCUUCCUCAUUAUUCCAGGUCACCGGACAGGAACUAUUUCACAACUUUUCGUUGAUAACGCGUGUCGCUACAUGAUCUCUACAAGCGGGAACCGUGGCUGGGAGGGUAACACCACUGAGGUCCUCCUCGGCUAUGAGAUUGGAGUACCUCAAUAG